Messenger RNA from Panicum virgatum (switchgrass), 420 nucleotides. RefSeq lists its product as uncharacterized. Lineage: Eukaryota; Viridiplantae; Streptophyta; Magnoliopsida; Poales; Poaceae. The coding region runs from base 1 to 420 and encodes 139 amino acids. The record is from RefSeq and is a predicted model, not a curated record. The transcript has 2 exons.
AUGAAGGCUUACCCGGUCGGCAACAUCGACAUGCCGGUCACUUUCGGCAGCAAAGCCAACUUCCGCACCGAGACCCUCACGUUUGAGGUGGUGGACUGGAAGGGGGUGUACCAGGCCAUUCUCGGGCGCCCCGCCUACGCCAAGUUCAUGGCGGUGCCCAACUGCACCUACCUCAAGCUCAAACUGCCGGGCUCGAACGGGGUCAUCACGGUAAGCGGCUCCUUCGAGCAGGCCUACGUCAGCAGCCGCGAGUACUUCAACCUCGCCACCACUGCGGCAAACUCGGCUGAGCUUGGCCAGCUUCGCGUCACCACUCCCAAGUGUCGUCCUGACCCUGGCAAGCAAAGCCAGGCUCCUGCCUUCGUCUCAAUCGAUGAGACCAAGUCGGUGUGGGUCGGCUCCCAGCUGUCAGCCAAAUAG